AUGAAAGAUAAUAAUGGAGAAUAUGUGACACGGGGAGGGGGUUCAGCAGAACCGUUUCGGCCGGUUUGGCUCGGAUGGUGUCCAUUCGGAGGACAUUUGCCAGGUUUGGAGGGGGGGACUUCGUGCCGUCGGCUCUCAGGGCGGGGACGCGAGUUUCACGCUGGGGAGGCCGGUGAAGGGGACCAUCCUGGGGGGAUCUGGCGGGGCCGUGGGGACAAGUUCAUCCACGGCUGGCUGUACCCCAAACGCACUCGGGCUCUGCUGCGGGACUGGGCCUGUGGGGGCCGCUGCUGCCUAUGCGUGACUCUGGCUGCUGCUGCUGCAGGAGGGGCGGCUGACAUGUCCAGAGACCAGGGGGGGCCGCAGGUCUUCGUCAUCAUCUGGUUCGGCUCCAUCAUCAUCACCCUCAACUCCAAGCUGCUGGGCGGCACCAUCUCCUUCUUCCAGAGCCUGUGCGUGCUGGGUUACUGCAUCAUGCCUCUGACGGCGGCCAUGGCCGUGUGCCGGAUCGUCCUGAUCGGCGGCUCGGGGACGGUCAGCUUCGCCGUGCGGCUGGUGGUGGUGACGGCGUCCUUCGGCUGGUCCACCUUCGCCUCCACGGCCUUCCUCGCCGACAGCCAGCCGCCCAACCGCAAGGCGCUGGUGGUGUACCCGGUGUUCCUCUUCUACUUCGUGAUCGGGUGGAUGAUCCUGACGUUCUCGCCGUCGCAGUAGCGGGGAGGGAAGCGGGAAGGGAGCGGAGCUAAACUGACAAAGAUGAAGGAGGUUUCUGUGAAGUGAAAGAACUCAAACAAACACCGGUAUCUGCCUUUUGGAACGAAUGACUACUGAACGGACGGCGAGUUUUUCUGGGCCUCUGACUCACGAAACAUCAAAAUACUUUAUUCCAAACGAACUCUUUCAGGUGAAGCGGCGGCUGGCGCUCAGAGGAAGCCGGUUGACGCCGUGCUGCAGAUGGAGAGUUAAAUAUCUGAUGAAUAUGUUGUUCCAGUUUGUCUCCCGUGUGUUCACGAGCCGUGUAAAUAAAGUGCGUAGGCCUGUAAAUAGAAAUACUCUAUGAAUGUUUGAACGAGCAGGGCUAUGAUUGUGUUCUCUUCCUCACACUACAUCCUCCAUUAAUAGACAGGAUUUUAUGUUAUGCAGGGUGACGGAGAGCAUUUAGUUUUUCCCUUUUAAGUCGACCCUCCGCAGCAGUUUUCUUUUAGUACUUUGGGGUAAUUUUGUUUUUUAUUAGACAUGACAGGAAAUGAUCAGAGCAAAGUAAAAGCAGCAAAGGUCUCCAGACUAGAAGAUCUCGAUUCACAGCGACUCCUUAAACCUCCAGCACGUUGAGUCGACAGCGAAAGCGAUCUGACACUUUGGUGAACAUCACUUUCUUUCUGAGAGUCACAUGAGAAGAACUGAUGGUCUGUAUGGUGAAUAUAAAGCUGCAGCCAGUUAGUUUAGAUUAGAAUAAAAACUGCAGCAGCUCUAAAACUCAUAUUUAAGGUGUUUAAGUGUGAAACUGUUAAUUCUUACAUUUUAUUUUGAAAGGUGCGAGGAAACAUAGUUAAAAAGAAACCUGGAGUGAACUGAAGACUACAGACUUCCUGUUCAGGCUGAUUGUUCACCUUUUACUAACCCGCCUGACGACCUUUGACCCCUGCUCUGUAGACAGAUAACCCUGUCCUCGAUGUUCUCCCAAAUCACUGGGGCUACUUUUUCUUUUAAUUUAUAUGUACCCAUUUUCAUCAGCAAAUGAAAAAUAUUAAAAUAUAUUUGAUCGGCUGUGA
Messenger RNA from Morone saxatilis (striped sea-bass), 1772 nucleotides. Its product is annotated as protein YIPF6-like. Gene Ontology annotation, biological process: endoplasmic reticulum to Golgi vesicle-mediated transport. Gene Ontology annotation, cellular component: membrane; trans-Golgi network. Lineage: Eukaryota; Metazoa; Chordata; Actinopteri; Moronidae. The record is from RefSeq and is a predicted model, not a curated record.